AUGGGUCACUUGAACCGCCCAAAUCAAAAUGAAGACGACAUUUCCGACGAGCUUUCGCUCGAAGAAGAAGAAAUCGAAGAUGGCGAAAUCGAAGUUGAAGAAGGCGAAGUUGAAGUCGAAGGCGAUGUCCAGGAAGGCGCCCGUCGAAAUUUUCCUAGGGAUGAAUUUGUCUGGCGACAGUGGACACCACAGCCGCAGGUGCCCUUGUUAUUGCCACUACCUAGGAACUCGUUGGGCAUCAUUAGACCCACUGCUGCCGCCUAUCAGCUACCACUAUUCCAACUGCCAUGCCCUUUUGGAACUGUGCUGCGACCGCCACCGAUUGCCGUAAGCAUACCGAUAACACACUUGCCUCAAAAUCGUCCACAACAGGGUACCCUUAUUAGAAUGAGGAACGGAGGUCGCCUUCUUCUGAUUUUUAGUAACCACGUACAAAACCGCCAGUUCGCAGAUCGACACAAUCGAACAUCGAACAUCCAAAAUAUUCCGCCUCCCAGAAUGCCCCGACGGGAAAGUCGACUUCUCCAAAUGCAUAGACGGCGCCACAGAUUUCCGAGGUCACCUUCAACGACGCCACCACGGUCGUUCUGCUACGGAAACUCCGCCAUCCCCAAAAGGCUUCAUCGGCAUAAUGCAGUGAAAGUGGCACGGAGGCCAUUAUCCCAUUCGGUUAACCGUAAAUCGAGUAAACCCGGCCACCAUCACAAAAUGAAUGUACUUACAAUAACUGUAAGAAAUCCUCAGUUGGACGAUGAGGAAGAAGAUAACGACGACGACGACGUAGAACAGACUUCCGAGGCCUACAAAGACCUCACCUCUUACCAUCGUGAUAGUGACGAUGACGACCAUUAUAACCUAAGUAUAUUAUAA
Macrosiphum euphorbiae (potato aphid) is the source of this 870-nucleotide messenger RNA. NCBI's taxonomy places the organism in Eukaryota, Metazoa, Arthropoda, Insecta, Hemiptera, Aphididae. The record is from the annotation of a GenBank genome assembly.